Lineus longissimus is the source of this 3020-nucleotide messenger RNA. RefSeq names its product monocarboxylate transporter 12-like. Gene Ontology annotation, biological process: transmembrane transport. The record is from RefSeq and is a predicted model, not a curated record. Gene Ontology annotation, cellular component: membrane. NCBI's taxonomy places the organism in Eukaryota, Metazoa, Nemertea, Pilidiophora, Heteronemertea, Lineidae. Bases 222 to 1838 code for a protein of 538 amino acids. Gene Ontology annotation, molecular function: monocarboxylic acid transmembrane transporter activity. The transcript is spliced from 6 exons.
GCCGACGGGGCCGGAUGCGAACGUUCUCUUUCUGGUUAUGUGUAUGACCCUUUUGAAAAGUCACUACGGAAGAUGAUUUUUUGGGGGUUAAAUUUGGAUACCUAGAUGAUGGAGAAAAUUGAAUUGCACUACCACAUUGGAAGAAGUUUUGUUCACCUGGUAACCGGAACCUUCUAAAUCCAGAAAGAGUCAACAAAGCAUCACUGUCUCCUAUCGGCAGCAUGGCGUGCUGUCGCCUGAACCCCCACUGGGGAUGGAUGGUUGUGCUAGCCUGCUUCUGCGUUCGAAUCUUUGUCUACGGGAUGACUACCACAUCUGGGAUUCUGUACAUUAUCUUCCUUGAGGAGUUCCACGAAAGCAAAGGAGCCACAGCGUUGAUUGGAUCUCUGAUUACAGCCAGCGGGUACUUCACAGGGGCGCUCGCAGGGAGUCUCGUCAACCGGUAUGGCCCGCGAAUUGUCGUCAUCAUAGCUGGCGCGAUAGCAAGCUCUGGGCUAGUGGCGUCCAUGUUUGCCAGCAGUGUUCUUCAUCUAAUUAUUUCCUAUGGCGUUGUUUCCGGCAUUGGCUUUGGUCUGUGCUACGUCCCCAUGAGCGUCGCAGUGGUUGAGUAUUUUGACACCCAUCGGAACGUGGCCAUGGCCUUCGCAACCUGCGGUGGUGGCAUGGGGCGUUUCGUCUUCCCCGUCUUUCUACGCUGGCUGAUCGACCUAUUCGGCUGGCGGGGCACCCUGCUCAUCUGCGGGGGCCUGUCCCUGAACAUAAUCGUAUUCGGCGCCCUGAUGCGCCCGUCUGAAGAAGAAAUUGUCAAAGAGGAAUGCUCUAGUAAAAUCAUCACUUCUAAGUCGGCAAAUACAAGCUUAGGAUGCUCGAGUAAACUUCUCGGUUCAAAGUCAACGAGUGCGGGUUUAGGAAGUGCGAAUUCCUCCCCACAACUUAAGAACAAAGGCUUCCUGCCAAAGGGAAUGCACCAAUUCACCCUGGCGAUGAGUGAUACUAGUAUUGCCAUGUCUCAGAACUUGUACUUCGCUUCUCAAUCUGAGCUGAGUGGUGAUAGUCUAUCCGGCGGACUGAAGAGGCCCAACAGCUCCACUUCGAACUCAAAAACAAUCAAGUGCAAGUUCUCUCAGAGAAAUCAGACAGUUUUCCAUUGGGAUAUUUUCAAGAAUCCCAAAUACUGUAUUUUGUGCCUGAACAACUUUUUGUACUUCAUCGGACUUUCUAUAGUCUAUGUGCACUUGUCCGCCUACGCGAAAAUCGCUGUUGGGAUUGAUGAGAAUCGGAGUGCACUGCUUUUUACUGUUGUCGGCGGGAUAAAUCUUUUGGGAAAGCUUUUCUUAGGCAGCAUGACCCAACAUCCCAAAAUUAAAGAGAUUGUGGUCUACAUCAUCUGCAUUGUGACAUUCGGUGUAGCAACUCUGCUGCUGCCCAUCGCACCAUCUUACCCUAUUCUAAUGGUGUACGCAUGCGUGUUUGGUGUAUGUGAUUCGACGCUAGGCGGCGCUAUACUUCCGGCUCUCCUAGUGCAUUAUGCUGGGAAGGAGAAGAUGUCGUCAUCAUAUGGCGCUGUGUUAGUGAUGGAAGGAGUUGGGCAUUUUAUUGGUGCACCAAUUGCAGGUUACCUGUUCGAAAAGACGCUGAUGUACUCCGCGUCUUUCUACCUAGGCGGCGCCACCAUACUCAUUUCCGGUCUGAUCAUGAUCAUACCCUGGAAGCUCAUGAAGCAAUGUGAUAACCCAGCUGAGGAUGUGGUAGACGAUGAAGACACUAUGGACGAGAUCGGCGACAUCAAGCGGCAACUGAAGGAAGAAAUCACGGAGGAUGUGGUGACUACAGUUUGAUACGACGGCACCGAGCCAUCAAGAGACGAAGCCUACCCAAAAGCGACACGACUUGUUCGGGCUUACCAGGCCUCCUCAAAGCGUUUCCUGAUGUGUGCGGUUCUGCAUAUGCUGGGAGUUUUCCGACCAAGUUUCGUCGGUCUAGGAAAGAGUGGACUCGAACCCCAUGGUCUUCUAAAUAGACUUACACACACUUACAAAAAAAAUAAGAUUAUGACAAAGAAAUCGAAGGGGUCGAUCGGUCAAAAAUGCCGUAUAGGACAGUGUAGCCUGUCAAGCAGCGGCCAAGACCAACCAACGAGCGCGUCUCCCCUGCAGCUGGUGCAAUACAAUGUAGGUCCUAUUAAAACAGAUAGAGGCCAGUCAGUGGCACCGUGGGAUGCGAGGGAACCAUAUCAUAUCGGCCCAAAAAAUGCCUCCUGGCGACUAUUUUUCUAAUUUGGGCGGUACCUCAUGAAAAAGCUACACGCCUGCAUGCUGCAUGCAUGUAUUGUCAUGCACCGAAGGCGUGUACCGAAGACAUCAUAACCACAGCUGGAACGGAACCCAUUUUCCGAACGACAAAAUGCACAAAUUUGCACAUGUAGGUUUAGCCCAUUAUUUUGCCUUGAUCGGCUAAUGUAUCAGUCUACAAUGUAUCGUUUUUCUUCUUGCUUGAUAAAAUGUCUAACGCUUGUAUAUAUAUCUUUCAACUGGACACUGAUACAAGGUUAUAACUGUUUUUGAUCAUAACUAAAUUGAGUGUUUUUGUGGACAAAAAGAUCGAAGUGUCUCUCAAAUCGGAUUCGUUGUUGCAGCUAAGAUGUUCAUCCAGGGCCGUCGUGCCUCUGUCUUCGGCUGCCUGAAAUCUAUAGACUCCCGGGGUUGUCCAUUUCGUCAUCCUAUUCAUAGGGACGGGCCGGUCCACUGCAUCCGGAGUGUAGAAAUCUACAAGGGUCACGCAUGCACCCUGUGACCCUCAGCCUUUGCGUAGUAUGUAUAUUUCGUUCGCUAGUCAUUGUAAAUGGGCUCGUGGCGCUUUUCUUGGUGUAGAUGCAUAACGUUUUGAAAUCUUCAAAUGUGACCUGGCCACCCAGGCUGGCUUAGGCCUAUACCUUUGCUCAUUUUAGGGUUGAGUUGUUCAUGUUAUUGUAACCGAUAGCCUACUCUUCGCAAAAAUGAAAUAAAAUUAUUUUACCUACG